GAGCCAAAGGGAGUCUUGUUCGGUUUGAACUCCGUGCCCGUUGCUCGUUGGUUUAAUCAGAAAUAUUUCUAAUUAUGACUCAUCUCUAAUUCUCUAUCGUCAAAUCUCAUAGAUUCUGCCUCUACUCUCUCUCUCUCUCUCUCUCUCUCUCUCUCCCUCCCUCUCUCUCAUAUGCAUAUACAGUCGCCACCUCUUGCUCUACAAAUCCUUCUCGCCUUCCCCGGAUCACCCUCAGAUAAGCACUCAGAAAACUUAUAUUUACAACUGGCUCUGAUGUCUUGCAUACAGAUCAUCUCGCUUUCUUUCGAUUUUAAGUAGUAUUAAUUGUUUCAACUUAAUAAUUUGAUUUUUAAUAAUAAAUCAACUUUAGCUUUAAUUUCUUUCUUUUAAUUGCUAUCUAGUGACUCUUUAUUGCGUUGAUUGGAUUAUUUCUUAUGGUUUCGAUUUGAAUGUAGUGAAACUCUGAAACUGUUCUUGCUUGUGCAUUUGAUUUCGAUGUUUCGUAGAUUUUGAUGUUGUGUUUUAAGUUGAGGUAAAACAGAAAUGAGGAGCAGAGGCUCUUUAAAUGACUUAACUUAUAAGUCCGCGCCAGGUUCCGUGAAGGAUUCGUCGAUUGGACUCACUAAAUUGAUGCUGUUUUUAAUAACUUUCGUAGUUGGUGUCGUGAUUGGGAUUACAUCGAGCUCUCAUUUUGAUCGCUACUUUCAGUACCAGGCAGAACAGUUUGAUGGUAAUCAAGCUGUUACUCCCGAGCCUGAUCGUAGCAGUGUAACUGUAGUUCCUUGUCCUGUUGUCCCUAAGUGUGAGAAAGAGGAUUGUUUGAGUAUGGGGAACUUUUUGGCUCCGAAGAAUUUGUCCCAUUUAAUGACUGAUAAGGAGCUGUUUUGGAGAGCUUCGUUGAGGCCACUUAAGGCUCAGUAUCCGUAUCCUAGAAAGCCAAAGGUGGCGUUUAUGUUCUUGACGAGGGGACCUUUGCCAUUGUUGCCGUUGUGGGAAAGAUUCUUUGUUGGACAGAGUAAAAAGAUGUACUCCAUUUAUGUUCACGCGAUUCCUGGUUUUGAGCUUGAUGUAGCCAAUACUUCUGCUUUUUACAAGCGCCAAAUACCUAGCCAGAAAGUUCAAUGGGGAACAAUAUCUCUUUUUGAUGCAGAGAGACGUCUUAUAGCCAAUGCGCUGCUAGAUUUCUCAAAUGAGCGAUUUGUUCUUCUCUCUGAAAGCUGUAUCCCAGUUUACAACUUCCCAACUGUAUACAGGUAUCUGACUGGAUCCCAACACAGUUUUGUGCAAUCUUAUGAUGAGGAAUCCCGCUAUGGUCGUGGCCGCUACAGCCACCACAUGGAGCCCCAUAUUCUCCUUCGUGACUGGAGAAAAGGCUCGCAAUGGUUUGAGCUCAGCCGUAGUUUGGCAGUUGGAAUAAUCUCAGAUACCAAGUACUACACACUCUUUAAAAAGUACUGUUUGCCUUCUUGUUACCCCGAUGAACAUUACCUUCCAACUUACAUUCAAAAGUUCUACGGAUCUCUAAAUUCAAACCGAACUGUGACUUAUGUUGACUGGUCACAAAUAAGUCCCCACCCUGCAACCUUUACCGCUGAGAAUAUUACAGAAGAUUUUAUACAAUACAUAAGGAACAACGGGACACUCUGUCAUUAUAACUUCGAUAGAACACCUAUUUGUUACUUAUUUGCCAGAAAGUUUGCUCCAACAGCAUUGGAGCCUUUGCUAAACCUUAGUUUGAAAGUGAUGGGGUUUUGAAAUUUUGAUAUUGUUGAGUUUGUCUUUAUUCCUUUUCCGCUAUAAUCUCAUCCUAAUACUAGGCACAGAUGACCUGUUAGUUAAUCAAAAAAUAGUGUGUGAUAUUAGGAAGUGAGAAAUGCUAGGAUCUAUGAUACAAAAUUUUCUGCCUAUGAAUGGCACAUUAUUUUACCC
Daucus carota subsp. sativus is the source of this 1929-nucleotide messenger RNA. Its product is annotated as glycosyltransferase BC10. NCBI's taxonomy places the organism in Eukaryota, Viridiplantae, Streptophyta, Magnoliopsida, Apiales, Apiaceae. Bases 544 to 1755 code for a protein of 403 amino acids. Gene Ontology annotation, molecular function: glycosyltransferase activity. Gene Ontology annotation, cellular component: membrane. The transcript has 2 exons. The record is from RefSeq and is a predicted model, not a curated record.